Messenger RNA from Betta splendens (Siamese fighting fish), 2330 nucleotides. RefSeq lists its product as uncharacterized. The transcript is spliced from 12 exons. Gene Ontology annotation, cellular component: synaptic vesicle; cell division site; microtubule cytoskeleton. The coding region runs from base 246 to 1292 and encodes 348 amino acids. Gene Ontology annotation, molecular function: GTPase activity; molecular adaptor activity; GTP binding. NCBI's taxonomy places the organism in Eukaryota, Metazoa, Chordata, Actinopteri, Anabantiformes, Osphronemidae. The record is from RefSeq and is a predicted model, not a curated record. Gene Ontology annotation, biological process: regulation of exocytosis; cytoskeleton-dependent cytokinesis; cell division.
AUUUUGGAUCCGAGCACUCGCGCUUCUCUACGGCCCAGACGCCCCUGCUGUUGAGCCGUAAAGGCGUCGGUGGCGCCGAGCGACGGCCGUUGGCGAAGACAAGCUUCGGGGACGAGGGCGGACUCACGUGAACGGUUUCCGGGUUUUCCCUUCCUGGGCUGGGGCAGCGGCGAGAGGCUAAAAAGGCUCCUGUGGACUGACGAUUGUUUUCAAAGUUACGCUCAGAUAUCCAGUAAAACGUAGCAAUGUCUCAGUCUGGAGAGAAAGGGAAGUUCCCAGAUGCGACAGGUUAUGUCGGGUUUGCAAACCUUCCAAACCAGGUGCACCGAAAAUCAGUGAAAAAAGGGUUUGAGUUUACCUUAAUGGUUGUAGGAGAGUCUGGUUUGGGGAAAUCAACCCUUAUCAACAGCCUUUUCCUCACUGACCUCUACCCCGAGCGUUACAUUCCUGGUGCUGCAGAGAAGAUCGAGAGGACAGUGCAGAUUGAGGCAUCAACUGUGGAAAUUGAGGAGAGAGGAGUAAAGCUUCGCCUCACUGUCGUUGACACCCCAGGUUAUGGAGACGCCAUCAACAGCCAGGACUGUUUUAAGACUAUCAUCCAGUACAUCGACAAUCAGUUUGAGCGGUACCUCCACGAUGAGAGUGGGCUGAACCGGAGGCACAUAGUGGACAACCGAGUGCACUGCUGCUUCUACUUCAUUUCUCCAUUUGGCCAUGGUCUGAAGCCACUGGAUGUGGAGUUUAUGAAGGCCAUCCACAGUAAAGUCAACAUAGUCCCAGUUAUUGCCAAGGCUGACACACUGACACUGAAGGAGAGGGACCGCUUGAAGAGAAGGAUCCUGGACGAGAUCGCAGAGCACGGCAUCAAAAUUUACCAGCUGCCCGACGCCGACUCUGACGAGGACGAGGAGUUCAAGGAACAGACCAGACUCUUGAAGGCAAGCAUCCCCUUCGCUGUCAUUGGCUCCAACCAGCUGAUUGAAGUGAAAGGGAAGAAGAUCCGUGGUCGCCUUUAUCCCUGGGGAGUUGUUGAAGUAGAGAACCCUGAACACAAUGACUUCCUUAAACUGCGCACCAUGCUUGUGACCCACAUGCAAGACCUGCAGGAGGUAACUCAGGACCUACAUUAUGAGAACUUCCGCUCAGAGAGGCUGAAGAGAGCGGUCAGGACUGUGGAUGAGGAUGUAAUGGAUAAGGACCAGAUCCUGCUACAGAAAGAAGCUGAGCUGAGACGCAUGCAGGAGAUGAUUGCUCAGAUGCAGGCGCAGAUGAAGAUGAAGUCGGACGAGUAAACGGUCUUAAAGGGAAAAACAGACAGGCAUGUUUCAUGUCUGGGUACACACACUCACGGUCCUCUGUGAAUCCAUGCCUCCUGCCACCCUGCAAAACCCUCCAGGAGUCAGGGGUCCCAUCAUUAUAACGUACACGCCUCUGCACGCCACCUCUUCUUCCCUCCAAACGCUCAUUUCUCAGCUUUUAAGCUGCUCACCAGAUAUUUUUUUCCUUUUUAAUAUCUCAAAAAUAAAAAAUAGGUCGUUUUAAUACUGUAUGAUUAUCACUGAUGCAGUUUAUAUCUGUUAUUUAGUCUUAAUGAUGAACCACAGAACAGCCAGAAACAAUGGUACUAGUUGCUACCGUCACACUAAAAUGUGUUAGUUGUGUAUCUUUCGAACUUCAGAAACCACAAACUUUCAUUAAUGUUGUUAUGAAAAUACUUCUGAGCCUGUUUUAACCUUAAACCCAAACUUAGUUUUCGUGUUACUUUUGUUUUUGCACCUUAUAAGAUGUAAACAAAAUUAAACAGCCAUGGCGAGAAAGACUACGUUUGUUUCCCAGGCAUAAAAUUUCUAAAUUCUGGGCAUUUGUUUGGCUUUUAGACCAUUAAUAAUGAAACUCUCAUCACUCUGUGUCAGACAAAUAAACCCUUUAGGGUCACAAUGUACAGUAGGUGAACAAAAGUGCCAUGUUGUGGUGAAAACUACAACCCAGUAGCUCCAUGUGUCCAUAGUUGUUUCACUGAUGCUGUUUAAUGUGUUUGUACACUACAUGCGUAGUAUUUUAUUACCAUCCUGUAUUUAGACCCUCACGUUUUCAAAUCAAACACUAUCAUAUUGACCUGUUCUGCGUGGAUUCCCUCCUGCGAGCAGAAGACAGGUUCCUGUAGCAGUCACUCAUUAUGUGCCUUUUUUCUACUCUCAUAUGCAAAUUUGUGUCGAACCUCUUAAGAUAAACAUUAUUAUUUCUUAACCGUAUGUCAGUAAAGACUUGUUUUUAGGCAUCCCUUCUUUGUUUUGUAUUGUUCUCUGAAAUAAAAGUAUUGGAGAAAAACA